Molecule: messenger RNA, 1656 nt
Organism: Lutzomyia longipalpis
Lineage: Eukaryota; Metazoa; Arthropoda; Insecta; Diptera; Psychodidae
Gene: HLH3B
Exons: 3
Coding region: 149-1147 (332 amino acids)
Biological process (GO): regulation of transcription by RNA polymerase II
Molecular function (GO): RNA polymerase II cis-regulatory region sequence-specific DNA binding; DNA-binding transcription factor activity, RNA polymerase II-specific; protein dimerization activity
Source: RefSeq, a predicted model, not a curated record
AAGUAGCAUGAUUGUGAGUUUGCUCAGAAAUUGAGAUUUAGUCUGGUGAGAGAAAUUUACGCGAACGGUUGCAUUUAGUAUUAUACAAAGCUGCGACUACUGUAUCAGUUUAUUAGCGUGGGUGUUUGAGAAUAAUUUUCCUUGCAAUAUGGAUUGGGUAGAAAAUGACGAAACUAAUACGGAGCGGAGUAGUUCGACAUCAUCUACGCCCAAUCUUGUGGAUUCAAGUCAAAAUAGUAGUGGGAAAAAAUUAAUUUCAACUCAAGUGAAUAGUGUGAACCAUCAGGAAAAUUUAACAAAUUUUUCCCAACUUGUGAGUAACAAUGAUUCCCUUUCCGACGAUGAAAUGUCUGACUUCUCUAUAAAUGAAUCUGAAGAUGAAGAAAAUAUCACAGGAAAUGGUGUGCAAAAUUGUGGGAGAAGCUCAAAUCAGAGAGUGAUUUAUACAAAUGGAGGGACUGUGCUUAAAAAUGGGCAAGUUGUGAGGAAAAUUUUCACAAACACCCGAGAAAGAUGGAGGCAACAGAAUGUUUCGGGAGCUUUUGCGGAAUUGCGAAAAUUGGUACCGACACACCCUCCAGAUAAAAAAUUAUCAAAAAAUGAAAUUCUUCGAAUGGCCAUCCGCUACAUCCAUUUGUUGACAAAUGUCUUGGAGUGGCAAAAGCAACAGGAACAAAAGAAUGAAAAUGCAGAAAAUAUCAUUAAUAAUUCCCAAUCCCAACAGAAGACCGAAAGAAAGAGAUUUUCAAUUAGUCUUCCUAUAAAGACCAAAAUGUCCUGCAGAAUUGCAAGUUCAUCGGAUAUCAUUCAAAAGAUUAUUUCAGCAAAUGGCGGUGAGAAGCCGAUUAAUUUGAUUGCAGGACAACCUUUCUUGAAUUGCGAUCGAACAAUAAUUAAAACGGAAUACAUUGAGAGUCCUUACAAGGACUUUAAGCAGGAGCACAAAUAUUUAAUAUCGGGUGAGAAACAAAUACAUUUUGAACGGUACUCCGAAGAACAAGAUGUUCUUCAACUUGCCACAAAUUGUACGGAUAUUAAAUCAACGCGAAUUGGUACACCACCCAAAACAAAGACGACAAAGUUUAAAAAGAAAAAUUCAGCUCAAGAUAAAACCAACCAAAGCACCGAUGAAGAUAAAAGGAACUAGAACAGAUUAAUGUGACGAAAAAUUGAAAGAAAAAAUUGGGGUUUAUCUAUCAAUUUAAUCUGUGGAGAUUAAUUAAGAAGGGUCAACUCAUCUCAUGCUAAUAAAUUAUGUAGGCGGAAAAUAUGGUAUUAAAAAGUUCAGCGUUAAACUUAUCAUUAUGUAAUGUAUACUUAUGUAGGUAUAUAAAAACUCAUAAAAAACUCGGUGGUUCAACCCUCUUUAUUGAAUAAAGUAUAAAAUUCGAUAUAAAUGUUCAUACUGUAGUAUAUUUUAAGACUUCUUAUAACAAGAAUACUUGCUAAAGGAUUUUUUUUUAUCAAUAAUUAAAAUUUAAAAAAAUAUAAGAAUGAAUAUGAAAAUCUAAUUCACGUCUUGUCUGUGUACUACAAUACUAUCUUUGCUUAAUUAAUUAACUUUGCUUUGGUAAAGAGAAUGAUUAAACUUCGUAUUAAAUUAAUUUUAUUCUUUGUAAUAAUAAAUGUGAAAUAAAUGUGCCAAAAAACUUGAAA